AUGAUAAGGCAUUAUUCUUUGUCAGAAACUCCUUCUCUUGCUAUUUCUAUCUAUAACAAGAUGAGGGUUAGUGAAAAUGUGCAAGUAGAUAACUACACUUUUCCUUUCGUUUUCAGAGCUUGUGCUAAUUUUUUGGCCAAUGAGAAAGGUAGGGAGGUUCAUGGAGUGGUUAUUAGAAUUGGGAAUGACUGGGAUAAGUUUGUACGCAGUUCGUUGCUAAAUUUCUAUACUGUUACUGGGGAAAUUAAUGAUGCACGGCGGGUAUUUGAUGAAUCUGAGAUAAAAGAUGUUGUUCUCUGGAACACAAUUAUCAUGGGAUAUGCUCGAGCAGGGAGGGACUUGGAAGCCUUUGAGGUUUUCAAGGAGAUGAUUGGACUGAGAGAUAUUAGACCCAAUGAAGGGACACUAUUGGGUUUGAUCCUGGCUUGUUUGGUUUCGAAAGAGAUUAAAUUAGGGAAAGAGAUUCAUGGUCAUGUUGUAAAAGAGAUGGGCUUUACCACAUAUGUAAAAAUAGGAGCUGCCUUAAUUGACUUCUACGCGAAAUGUGGACAAUUGGGUGAUGCAAGGAAAGUAUUUGAAGGAAUGCCAGAAAAGAAUAUUGUAGUGUGGAACUCAAUGAUUAGUGGCUAUUCACUAAAGGGAUCUCCAUGCCAGGCAAUUGAUAUUUUCAGGGAAAUGGUUGUAUUGAAUGUUAGAGUUGAUAGGUUCACAAUCUCUAGUGUUCUUUCUGCUUGUGCCCAGGUGGGUGCUUUAGAUCUGGGAAAUUGGGUCCGACAAUUUGCAGAGAGCAACAAAAUCUGGGAUGUCUUUGUGGGCACUUCUUUGAUUGAUAUGUAUGCCAAAUGUGGUUUCAUUUCAAUGGCAAGAGAAGUUUUUGAUCAAAUGCCCCAAAGGAGUGUUGCCACCUGGAAUGUCAUGCUUUCUGGGUAUGCAUCCCAUGGGCAAGCUCAACAUGCAUUGAAUCUCUUCUUUGAGAUGGAGAAGUCUGGGCCUAGACCUGAUUCUGUCACCUUUCUUGCUAUCUUAAAUGCAUGUGCUCAUGUCGGCUUGGUUGAGGAUGGAAACAGGUUCUUUAAAAUAAUGUUGAAACAUUGGAAGAUUGUUCCUAAGGUUGAGCAUUAUGGAUGCAUGGUGGAUCUACUUGGACGUGCAGGGCUACUUAGGGAAGCAAAGGAGCUAAUCAUGACAAUGCAAAUUGAACCAAACGUAAUUGUUUGGGGAGCUCUUCUCAGUGCCUGCAGCAUUCAUGGUAACGUUGAGAUAGGUGAGUGGGCAGCUCACCAUGUCCUCAACUUGGAUCCUACAGAUGGUGGCUCCUAUGUGCUUCUAUCAAAUGUUUAUGCAGCAGCUCAUAGAUUUGAUGGGGUUAAGUCAGUAAGGAAGUUGAUGGCUGAGAGGGAAGUUUGGAAGCCACCAGGAUGUAGCUUGAUUGAGGUUGGAGGAAUAGUUCAUGAGUUUGUUGCUGCAAACCGAACACAUCCUAGAUCAGAAGAGAUAUACUUAGUGUUGAAUGAGUUAAGCAGGACGUUGAAGAUGGCUGGCUAUGUGCCCAUGUUUGCUGUCAAUGAGGAAUGUUAA
Telopea speciosissima is the source of this 1578-nucleotide messenger RNA. Its product is annotated as pentatricopeptide repeat-containing protein At1g08070, chloroplastic-like. Gene Ontology annotation, molecular function: RNA binding; protein binding. NCBI's taxonomy places the organism in Eukaryota, Viridiplantae, Streptophyta, Magnoliopsida, Proteales, Proteaceae. The transcript has a single exon. The record is from RefSeq and is a predicted model, not a curated record. Gene Ontology annotation, biological process: RNA modification. Bases 1 to 1578 code for a protein of 525 amino acids.